Molecule: messenger RNA, 1284 nt
Organism: Besnoitia besnoiti
Lineage: Eukaryota; Apicomplexa; Conoidasida; Eucoccidiorida; Sarcocystidae
Product: Toxoplasma gondii family A protein
Exons: 1
Coding region: 1-1284 (427 amino acids)
Source: RefSeq, a predicted model, not a curated record
AUGGGACAGAGAAUGCUCCAACGCAUGUGGUUCAUCUUCUUGGUUGGCGGCGCACUGUCAGGCGCCGAGUCGGUAGCAGGCAAGACGACAACCAGGGCAACUCCCGACUACACUGUUAGCAUUCCGAAGGAGGGUCUGAAGGCCGAUGUUGAAAGAGUCUUCUGGCUCGCGCCGUCGAAGGUGCUCCGCGUGGACGACUUUUCCACCUCCAACGUGUUCAUGCCUCAGGCCGGCGGAGCGACAAGCCCGACGCCUUCAGAGGAUGCGAUCAACGAUGUCGCCUAUCCGUUUCACAGCGGUGCAUGUGACUUCACAAAAACCAUUUCAUACACACAAAUAUUCCCCAAAUAUACCGGGAAACUAUGGACUAUCUUGCGGGACGCUGGCGCCACAUCGGGACAGGGGACGAGCUACGUGUUCACGAAUCCUCCUGCCGGCAAACUCCGCGGGUUGGCUGGUUUUUGCGUGAGGAUCAUAGGGCCCAGAUCUGUCCUCGAGCAGGUGAAUACCAGUAGCGUUGCACCAGAGCUACAGUCUGGUGCUUCCGGCACUGUUCACGAUUCUCAGGACAGCAAGGCCGCUUCCCUGGUGACGGUCGCUGAGUUCCCUUCUACGGAGCAGGAAGGGGUCCGCCAUCGCGAGGAGCCCCGAAACCCGAAAGGCCCGGUCGUGGCCGAAGAGCACACUGUGUCUACGGCGGCCGCCAUCGCCCCUGCGAAAUCCUCCGUCGAACCCGCAUCGACGGAGGCUGCACAGGAAGAAGCACCGCAGGAUGCACAAGACAGGGCUGCGGGGGGCGUCGUCAGCAACGCGCAGGCAUCUGAACCUGGGGUUUCACAGGACGAGGACAGCAAGGAGCUAAGGGGGCCGGCUGGUCUUGGCCCCGCGGCACCGCUGGAGCAGCCUGACAGAAACCUCGAGCUUCCCGCUGCGUCGCCGGGUGCUGCUCCGCAACUUGAUGCAGGUCUUCGUGCCUCUUCCGAAGCAGGCAAGGCGACUGCAGUCAGUCUCACACCAACGAAGUUUACAGUAUCAUCAGGAGAACACGACGCUCAUAGUGCGGCGGACCGCGACGGCCAGUCCGACCGACAGGGUACAGUCAGUGAAGCUGAUGAAGCACCGCGCGAGCCCGCCGCCGCAGGAAGGCUCUCACGGCGCAGAACCAGGAAGGAUGUGUAUAUGACUAUCGUUGUGGUCUCCGCUGCCCGGGUGCUCUCCACCGGAGCGGCUGCAGUCGGUGCUUCUCUAGUAGCCAUUGCCGCUGUGCUCACGCCGGCCUGCUGA